Mirounga angustirostris (Northern elephant seal) is the source of this 2692-nucleotide messenger RNA. It is a transcript of the gene GPR152, whose product is annotated as G protein-coupled receptor 152. Bases 1 to 1665 code for a protein of 554 amino acids. Gene Ontology annotation, biological process: G protein-coupled receptor signaling pathway. Gene Ontology annotation, cellular component: membrane. The record is from RefSeq and is a predicted model, not a curated record. The transcript is spliced from 4 exons. Gene Ontology annotation, molecular function: G protein-coupled receptor activity. NCBI's taxonomy places the organism in Eukaryota, Metazoa, Chordata, Mammalia, Carnivora, Phocidae.
AUGGGGGAGAUAUCAGAGGAGGUGGACCAUGGGCUGGGGGGGGACCCAGAGCCUGCCCGGAGGCAGCAGGGCCAGGCGCCGCUGGGCACCGUGCAGCAGGCCCCGCCGGCGUGGGGCCCCACGGAUGGCGGGACCACUGUGCAGGCAGGCACGCCCUACUCUUUCCACCAGCAGCCCGCACCGCACAGACUAGGUGCCGUCAUCUACUUAAAGGCUCUGGCAGAGGCUAACUACCCCAAAGGUGAUGACGAUGGCUCAGAGAGGGACAGUGACAAGGACACUGCGAUGGAAGCUGACCUGGGUGCCGCUGGCCUCGGGCCCCGCACAGAGCUGGACGAUGAAGACUACUAUCCCCAGGGCAUCUGGGACACGGUCUUCCUGGUGGCCCUGCUGCUCCUGGGGCUGCCGGCCAACGGGCUCAUGGCGUGGCUGGCUGGCUCGCAGGCUCGGCAGGGAGCGGGCACGCGGCUUGCCCUGCUCCUGCUCAGCCUGGCCCUCUCGGAUUUUUUGUUCCUGGCGGCAGCGGCCUUCCAGAUCCUGGAGAUCCAGCGCGGAGGGCACUGGCCGCUGGGGACGGCGGCCUGCCGCUUGUACUACUUCCUGUGGGCCGUGUCCUACUCCUCUGGCCUCUUCCUGCUGGCGGCCCUCAGCCUGGACCGCUGCCUGCUGGCACUGUGCCCACGCUGGUACCCGGGGCACCGCCCGGCCCGCCUGCCCCUCUGGGUCUGCGCCGGGGUCUGGGUGCUGGCCACGCUCUUCAGUGUGCCCUGGCUGGUCUUCCCGGAGGCCGCCGUCUGGGGGUAUGACCUGGUCAUCUGCCUGGACUUCUGGGACAGCGAGGAGCUGCCGCUGCGGAUGCUCGAGAUCCUGGGGGGAUUCCUGCCUUUCCUCCUGCUGCUCGUCUGCCACGUGCUCACCCAGGCUGCCGCCUGCAAGACCUGCUGCCGCCACCAGCCGAGGCCCACGGCCAGCCGUGGCUUUGCUCGUGUGGCCAAGACCAUUUUGUCAGCCUACGUGGUCUUGCGGCUGCCUUACCACCUGGCACAGCUGCUGUACCUGGCCUUCCUGUGGGACAUCUACCCGGGCUACCUGCUCUGGGAAGCCCUGGUCUACUCCGACUACCUGGUCCUGCUCAACAGCUGCCUCAGUCCCUUCCUCUGCCUCCUGGCCAGUGCCGACCUCCAGGCCCUGCUGCGCACCGUGAUCUCCUCCUUCGCGGCAGCUCUCUGCGAAGAAUGGCCCGCCAGCUUCACACCGGCCGAGCCACAGACCCAAGUGGAUUCUGGGGGUCAGACUUUGCCAGGGCCUAUGGCAGGGGCCCAACCCCAGGUGACCUCCACGGCCCAGCCACAGGCAGACCCCACAGCACAGCCACAGUUGGAUUCUGUGGCGCCCCCACAUUCAGAUUUUGUGGUCCAGCCUCAGCUGAACUCCUCAGCUCAGCCACAGGUGAACCAUGAGGCCCAGCCACAAGUGAGCCCUAAGGCCCAGACCCCCCGACCCGCUGCCGGCUCAGCCCCCAGUCCCUGUGAUGAAGUCUCUUCUGCUCCAUCCACAGAUCCCACCCCAGAAGCCCCUGCGAACGCAGCUGUGCCUGCUGUCUCUGAGGGAGAGAACCCCAGCAGUGUCCCCCCAGAGGAGGCCCCUGGAACAGGCCCCAUGUGAGGUUCCAGGAAAGUCCAGGCCCAUCAGGGCAGUGGAAGAGCUUGAAGGAGACAGACUAACCAGCCAGCCGGAGAGGAGGGGAGCCGCAGAGGAAGUCAUCAUGGAAAACCCCACCCAGUCCCCUGGGCCCGGCAGGAGGACUUUGGGGAAGUGAAAAUGAAGCACCAAAAAGUCCCCAGCAGUUUGUCAUGAGCGUCUUGUCCCUACCCAGGUCCCACUCCGGUUUUCCACGCUUGCCCCCUACACCCAGUGGUCCAGCAGUCAGAGCUGACGCUCUCCUGCUGGGCUCUGCCCCUAGGCAGCCUGGACCCCACCGACCCUAGUCUACCCCUAGCCUCAGUCCUGCAGGAGAAAACCAGCAGGGGUGACUUCCCAGGGCUUGAGCUGACCUCCCUUUGAUCCUUCCCUCCGCCCUCUUCUCCCUCACCCUCUAACUCAGCACGAGGAUGCCAACGGAGGAAGUCCCUGCAGAGAAGGCAGGCAUUCAAGAGCCAGCAGGAACCUGGGGCCCUAGGAGCCCACACAGGCUGGCCUGGCCCCCUGCCCCCAGCAGGUCGCGAGACCGCGGUGGCGGCGGGCCUCCAUCAGCAAGGCAGUGGGAGCGGGAGAGGAGGCCAGAGCUACCAAGCCCGGAUUCCACUCAGGCGCUGGUGACUCCGGAAAAGCCGCUUCACCCUCUGAGCGGCUGUUGCAUCCGCCAUAGGGAGGGUUCAGUCAGAAAGCGUGUGAGGCACUCGGCUAGAGCCUGGCACACAGUAGGGCCUCAGUAAACAGAAGUGCUUCCCUCGCUCCCAUCCAGAGAUGUCCCUGCAGGGGCUGGAGUCGGACGGGAGGAGGCAGCGCCUAGCCUUGGCCUCCGGGUGGGGGCCUGUGAGCUUUGGGGCAGAUCAGCUGUGCCCACGACCAGUUUGGGGCCUGAGAGAGCACGGGGCUGACUCUGUGCCUUGGAUGGCUCCAGAGGACUUCAGCGUCUGCUCCCUCCACUCAAGGGUUCAACUACUGUCCACCUGCCCUCCCCCCCCCCCCC